Messenger RNA from Rotaria sp. Silwood1, 315 nucleotides. Lineage: Eukaryota; Metazoa; Rotifera; Eurotatoria; Philodinida; Philodinidae. The record is from the annotation of a GenBank genome assembly.
AUGCAAACAUGUUCAACAUUAGAUACAAGUUCAAAUAAUUUAUUUACAAAUAUUGAACGAUUAGGUUCAAUUAUAUAUCUAUCUGAUUUAUUGACAUCAUCACAACAUUUAUCAAAUUUAUAUGAUGAAUAUUUUUGUACAUGGUUUGAUGAAGAUGAUUUAAUGAUAUCCUUAAUAAGUUAUAAUUUAUGUAAAUCUGGUAUAUUACUUGGACAAACAACAAAAGAAUAUAAUGAAUUAUAUCUACGUUUAAUUGAACACGAUUUUAAGUUAACUAAAAUUCAUGCAUAUGCAUCAUGUUUAUUUUUUACUUGA